Molecule: messenger RNA, 727 nt
Organism: Ochotona curzoniae (black-lipped pika)
Lineage: Eukaryota; Metazoa; Chordata; Mammalia; Lagomorpha; Ochotonidae
Gene: TMEM205
Product: transmembrane protein 205
Exons: 4
Coding region: 124-693 (189 amino acids)
Source: RefSeq, a predicted model, not a curated record
GGAGGGGAGGGCACGGAGAAGGUUCGGGGUGCGCAGGAGUCGGGUCCCGGACUGGGCCGGUCGGGCCGCUCUGAGGUUUCGGAUUGCGGGUGCUGCGGCUUCCCAUCGAGCUAGCCGACAACCAUGGAGGAAGCUGGGGACCCCGGUGGCCUGCUGAAGGUGAUCCACCUGCUGGCACUGUCCGGCGUCUGGGGCAUGCAGAUGUGGGUCACCUUCGCCUCGGGCUUCCUGCUCUUCCGAGCCCUCCCCCGGCACACGUUCGGCCAGGUGCAGAGCAAACUCUUCCCCUACUACUUUCACAUCUCCGUGGGCUGUGCAUUCCUCAACCUCUGCGUGGUUGCUCCCCUGCGAGCCUGGGAGCAGCUCACCUUCUGGGAGACCAGCAAGCUGUGUCUGCUGCUGCUCAGCCUGUUCCUGGCUGCCACCAACGCGCUGUGGCUGGAGCCCCGCACCACGGCCGCCAUGCGGGUCAUGCAUGCGGUGGAGAAGGAGCGUGGCCUGGGCGGGGAGGUGGCGGGCAGCCUGCAGGGCCCCGACCUCUACCGCCAGCUGCGGGACAAGGACCCCAAGUACAAAGCUGUGCGUCAGAAUUUCUUCCGCUAUCACGGAAUGUCGUCCCUGUGUAACCUGGGCUGUCUCGUGAGCAACGGGCUGUGCCUCGUGGGGCUGGCCCUCGGUCUGCGCAGCAUCUAGCCCUGCGUGUCAAUAAAUGCCAUGUUGGAAAUGA